Messenger RNA from Pseudocercospora fijiensis CIRAD86, 698 nucleotides. RefSeq lists its product as uncharacterized. NCBI's taxonomy places the organism in Eukaryota, Fungi, Ascomycota, Dothideomycetes, Mycosphaerellales, Mycosphaerellaceae. The record is from RefSeq and is a predicted model, not a curated record. Bases 95 to 667 code for a protein of 190 amino acids. The transcript has a single exon.
UGAGUAUCAACACACAACAAACCCUCACGAUGCCCAUUUCCCCCCCUCUCCCAUAACACACACACACACACACCACCUACCAAAAGAAAAAAGGAUGUCAACCCGCAGCGCGGCAACCCGCCUCCGCAAAACCUUCCAAUACCCCUCCUCAGACUCCUCCUCCUCAGAGCUCGACGAAGAACACCAAGAGAAACUGAUUUCCGACCUCCAAACCUCCGACACCGCAAAGAACAAUCUCUACCGAAAAAUCUUCCUAGCCUUACCUCUCCUCGCCCUCCUCUUCUCCCUCACAACAACCUUCGCCUCAGCAUCCAGCGCCCGCGCCAGACUUUUGUCCCUGCUGAGCGCAACGAGUCUGGCAUGUUCGGGAUACAUAUUGCAUUACAUGCCGAUUGAGAAGCCAGCGAGGAGGGGAAAGAUACCGCAGUAUCAGAUCGAGGCUGCGAAGGGGCCUGUGGAGAGGUAUUUGCCGUGGUUGAAUGGGGCUCUCGUUGCGGUGUUGGGACUUGCGGCGGCUUUGAGUUAUCGGAAGGGGAAUUUGGAAGAUGCCGGGAGGGAGAUUCUGCCUGCGAUAAUAUUUGGGGUGACAAUUUUUGUGAGGGAGCAGCUCGCGCCGCUGGAUUUGGAGGAGCUGCAGAAGGCGAGGUAUGAGUUGAAAGGAGCUUGAAGAGGAACACGACUUUUCUGGUUUUCUCAUC